Trichosurus vulpecula (common brushtail) is the source of this 2114-nucleotide messenger RNA. RefSeq names its product alpha-N-acetylgalactosaminidase (gene NAGA). The transcript has 10 exons. Gene Ontology annotation, molecular function: alpha-galactosidase activity. Bases 408 to 1664 code for a protein of 418 amino acids. Gene Ontology annotation, cellular component: cytoplasm. Gene Ontology annotation, biological process: oligosaccharide metabolic process; glycoside catabolic process; glycosylceramide catabolic process. The record is from RefSeq and is a predicted model, not a curated record. Lineage: Eukaryota; Metazoa; Chordata; Mammalia; Diprotodontia; Phalangeridae.
CCCAGAAUGGGGAACAGGAACGGAAGGGGAAGGGACCCUGGAGAGCCAUAGCUGCAGAGAAGAUGGGAUGGAGAGAACGGAAUCCGCAUCAAAGUCUAAAACCCUGGUGUAACCGAAGCAGAAACUGCCUCGAGGUAGAUGCGGACUAGAUCGGGGCUUGUCUUCGUUGCCCUUGGGCCAAAAAAGCCCCGCCGCCUAGCAGAAUGUCAUCAAACGCGUAAAACCAAAUGCAAAGGGCGAGGAAGGAAACCGAUUAUACUGAAAUGCAGUUGUCCAAAAACAAGUGUGCGGACCCGGGUUCGGAACCCCUGGGCUAGACUGUCGGAGGUGGGAGGUCAAGUUGCAGCUUCACCUUCUGGUCUGGAAUCCAGGUGCAGCGGGCCGGUCUCCCGUUCCAGCUUGCAGUCAUGAAGCUGACAGUGAUGUUGCUGGCCCUGGUGGUCCAAGUGUUCUCUCUGGAAAAUGGGCUGAUGCGGACACCCCCCAUGGGCUGGCUGGCCUGGGAACGGUACCGUUGUAACACUGAUUGUGAGGAAGACCCUGACAACUGUAUCAGUGAGCGCCUGUUCAUGGAUAUGGCUGACCGCCUGGUAGAGGAUGGCUGGAGGGACCUGGGCUACAACUACAUCAACAUCGAUGACUGCUGGAUGAUGUUUGAGCGGGAUGAGCACGGGGUCCUGGUGGCUGACCCUGAGAGAUUCCCACACGGCAUCAAGUACCUGGCAGACUAUGUUCAUGCCCGGGGCUUGAAGCUGGGCAUCUAUGAAGACAUAGGGAACAAGACGUGUAUGGGUUACCCAGGCACCAUGCUGGACAAGGUGGCCCUGGACGCCCAAACCUUUGCCAACUGGAGCGUGGACAUGCUGAAGCUGGACGGGUGCUACUCUAGUGCUGAGGACCGUGCUCAGGGGUACCCUGAUAUGGCAAAAGCCCUGAAUGCCACAGGCCGCCCCAUCGCCUACUCCUGCAGCUGGCCAGCCUAUGACGGGGGCCUCCCUCCUGAGGUGAACUACACCCUCCUGAUGGACAUCUGCAACCUCUGGCGCAACUAUGAUGACAUCGAGGACUCAUGGCAGAGCGUCCUCUCUAUCGUGGACUGGUUCACAAAGCACCAGGAUGUGCUGCAGUCUGUGGCGGGCCCCGGCCAUUGGAAUGACCCAGACAUGCUGCUCAUUGGGAACUACGGCCUGAGCUUUGAGCAGGCCAAGGCUCAGAUGGCCCUCUGGACAAUCUUUGCGGCCCCUCUCUUCAUGUCCACGGACCUUCGCACCAUCUCGGCCCAGAAUGUGGACAUUCUGCAGAACAAGCUCAUGAUUAAGAUUAACCAGGAUCCCCUGGGUGUCCAGGGGCGCAGAGUCCUCCAGACCAAAGACAAGAUCGAGGUGUUCGUGCGCCCGCUGUCCCAGAAAGCCAACGCCAUCGUCUUCUUCAGCCGCAGGACGGACAUGCCCUACCGCUAUAAGACCACGCUCAGAUCUCUCAACUUCACAGACUCCCUGUUGUAUGAGGCCCAGGACGUCUAUACUGGAAACAUCAUCAGCGGCCUCGUGGCAGACACCAAGUUCACGGUGGUUGUCAACCCAUCAGGCGUCGUCAUGUGGUACCUGUACCCUAUCUCGGCCCUGGAGAACCCUCUGGCCAGAAAGAAGUUCCUCUCAUUGUGAAACCUCAUUGGAUUCCAACGUUCAGCCUCCUGUCAGGACUCAGGAAGGGGACAACGGGGUGGCUCCGCCAGGCAUCAUCAGGGCUCGGCCAGCCCCUACCAGCUGGAGCCAGAAUGCCUUAGGACUCUCAGUGUGCCUCAGGAGUGUUCACACUCUGUUCCUCCCUCCUCUGCUCCCAGCCCAACCACUGCCUGGACUUGGGGCAACCCCAGGGGCCUGGGCCCAGGCCCUGGCUCUCCAGCUGGGCUUGGCAAUCUUUCCUGGGUCUGAAAGCUGGCCCUGGAGCUCUCAGCAGGAACUCUGGUGAUUGACUGACUUCAUGUGUAUCUGCCUCCUUUCUAGGCACAGGGGGAAGGAUGGAGGGGAGCAAGGAAGACAGAGUUUUCGCAGCUCUGCCCCGACCCUCUCCUGGCCGCUCCCAGACCCUAAUAAAGCUAAUCCUGAAGACAA